Messenger RNA from Peromyscus maniculatus bairdii (prairie deer mouse), 957 nucleotides. RefSeq names its product vomeronasal type-1 receptor 4-like. Gene Ontology annotation, cellular component: membrane. NCBI's taxonomy places the organism in Eukaryota, Metazoa, Chordata, Mammalia, Rodentia, Cricetidae. The record is from RefSeq and is a predicted model, not a curated record. Gene Ontology annotation, biological process: G protein-coupled receptor signaling pathway. Gene Ontology annotation, molecular function: pheromone receptor activity.
CUCCUGGCCAUCACUCCAGUCUGCACUGAAGACCUCUCCAUGACUUCUCAGAGUAAAGCUCCAAAAACCACUGAGGACUUGGCUUUCCAGAUACUCCUGCUUUCCCAGGUUGGAACUGGGACUCUGGCCAACAUUCUUCUGUUUUUCCAUAAUAUCUCUCCCAUGUUUACUGGCUCUCGAAUGAGGUCCACACAGGUUAUUGUCACCAACUUGGCUAUGGCCAAUGCCUUCCUUCUCCUCAUUACUGCAUUUCCAAGCAAUGUGAUGGUUUUUGCUCCUAGGAGUCCUGCAACUAACAUGCAAUGUAAAAUUGAGUUCUUCGUUCGCCUGGUGGCUCGAAGCACAAACAUGUGCUUCACCUGUGUCUUGAGCAUCCAUCAGUUUCUCACUCUUGCUCCUGUACAUUGGGGUAGGCUGAUGCUUCGAGGAAGAGCCCCUAAUGUCCUGAGUUAUUCUUGUUACUGUUGUUGGUUGUUCAGUGUCUUAAAUAACAUCUACAUUCCAAUGAAAGUCAGUGGUCCACAGAGCACAGGCAAUGACACUAACAAUAUAAGAAAGUGGGUCUGUUCCAUAUCUGGAUUCAGUGUAGGCAUGGUCAUCUUGCGUUUUUCCCAUGAUGCCAUAUUUAUAAGCAUCAUGGUCUGGUCCAGUGUCUCCAUGGUGCUUCUCCUCUAUAGACAUCACCAACGAACACAGCACAUUCUCACUGCAAACAGGAACCACCGAGGCCAUGCUGAGACCAGAGCAGCCCACACCAUCCUCAUGCUGGUGGUCACCUUUGUAAGCUUUUAUGUUCUAGACUGUAUUUGCAGUUUGUUUCAGGUUUCUUUCAUGGACUCUCAUCUCUGGUUCAGGCAUGUAAAUGAAGCUUUGACUGCAAGCUUCCCCACUAUUUCUCCUUUCCUGUUGAUCUUUAGGGAUCCUAAGGAUCCCUGUUCUGUGCUCUUCAACUGCUGA